Sycon ciliatum is the source of this 1561-nucleotide messenger RNA. Its product is annotated as malectin-like. The record is from RefSeq and is a predicted model, not a curated record. NCBI's taxonomy places the organism in Eukaryota, Metazoa, Porifera, Calcarea, Leucosolenida, Sycettidae. Gene Ontology annotation, cellular component: membrane. The coding region runs from base 282 to 1097 and encodes 271 amino acids. Gene Ontology annotation, molecular function: carbohydrate binding. The transcript has a single exon.
AUUUCUAGUUCUCUCGUAUCAUGUUUCGUGCAAGGAUUCAGCAAAUUUUUAGUGCUGUUUGUACUCGUAGUCUUCGUGUAGAACUAGAAGAGAUUUUGGAGAGUUGUGAUCUCAGCUGCUGGUCUUCUUGAAAACUGUCCAUAUUAAAAGCAUAAACUUAUCCUCUGUUGCGAUACUUUGCUGCUCUCCGCUUGCAAUUGAGUGGAGAGAGUAUUGUACAAAUUGUUUUCCACGAUAUCAUUAUUAGAUCAGCGUACAAGACUUUUAACUUUGAAUUCGCAAUGGGUAUCUUACAUGCUGUGGCUUUCCUACUGCUCAUCGCGUUCGUUGAAUACGGCGCAUCGAGGGAGGUGGUGUAUGGUGUUAAUUGUGGUGGCGAGGCGCACACAGACAGCCAUGGCAUCAAGUACUCGAGAGACAAGAUGACUGAGGGAACUCCAUCGGAUUUCGGAAAGAGAAUGGCUAUUGCACGCGCCAAUGCCGCCGACCAGAUUUUGUAUCAAACUGAACGGUAUCACUUCAAGACUUUCAGCUACACUGUGCCACUGAACAGGGAAGGCAACUACGUACUUGUUCUCAAAUUUUCUGAGGUGUACUUCUCUGGGUCAAGUCAAAAAGUAUUUGAUGUCCAUCUGAACGGCGAGCCAGUUGUGUCUGAACUUGACAUCUUUGAUCGGGUAGGCAAAGGUGUUGCGCACGAUGAUUAUGUCUCUUUCUCCGUAAAGAGUGGCCAGCUGAAUGUCAAUGGCAACAUUAUGCCGUUUGACGGAAAGCUGGUGGUUAGCUUUGUCAAGGGCUCCUAUGACAACCCCAAGUGCAAUGCGUUCUACAUCAUGCGAGGAGCAUUGGAUGAUGUUCCACGUCUGCCCGAGGUUGAGGCAGAAGCGGAAGAGGAGGAGGAGGAAGAUACCGAUGAGGAUGAUGAGCAGCAGCAGCAGCAACGCGGAGCAUCCCAGGGACCACAGUCUAGCUUCCAAAAGAAGUCCGGGCGGCCGAAACGCAACCCAUAUGACGCCGAGAGCACAUCCUGGAUCACUCCUGUUGUCAUGGCUCUGGCCAUUGUCCUUCCUCUUGUUUUCUGCUUAUGCCGAUUUUAGACACUGAGGAUUCUGCACAUAUUUCCUGGUAUUUCCCAUCUAUGCCUAGGUCAUGUGUAGUGUGGCCUGCAGAUUUGCACGGACUCUUGUGUGAUCACGGAAGUGCUCACACUGAAUAGUAUCCUGGACCGCUCAUUCUGACCUAUGCCUGCAGGCCCCACAUACACACACUGGUCACUGCUUCGACUGUGGUUGGAUGUUCGUGCAUCUAACUGCUGCUGCAGGCUAGGUCACUGUGCAUAUUUUUCCACGUGCAUGGUCGCGUGUGUCAUUAAUUAACAUCUAUUUCUGUCAUUUAUUGUUAUUGUCAUUAUUUAGGCACAAGAGUCAUGCCAUAAUAGGUUGGUGCUUUCUGCGAAAUUGCUACCGGUGAAAACACCUAUUGCCUGGACAUCUUCCCGUCAUAACUUAACUUAGGGCAAUGCUGCCAUACCAAUUUCUGCCGAGACUCUUAUGCCUCUUCA